This is a messenger RNA of Eubalaena glacialis (North Atlantic right whale), 3275 nucleotides long. It is a transcript of the gene VPS41, whose product is annotated as VPS41 subunit of HOPS complex. Gene Ontology annotation, molecular function: protein binding. Gene Ontology annotation, biological process: vesicle-mediated transport; endosomal vesicle fusion; cellular response to starvation. Lineage: Eukaryota; Metazoa; Chordata; Mammalia; Artiodactyla; Balaenidae. The record is from RefSeq and is a predicted model, not a curated record. The transcript has 29 exons. The coding region runs from base 30 to 2594 and encodes 854 amino acids. Gene Ontology annotation, cellular component: HOPS complex; late endosome.
GGUGUGUCAUGUGACUCCCCGGCUCAGCCAUGGCGGAAGCGGAGGAGCAGGAAACCGGGUCUCUUGAAGAAUCUACAGAUGAGUCUGAGGAAGAAGAGAGUGAAGAGGAGCCCAAACUGAAGUAUGAAAGGCUCUCCAAUGGGGUAACUGAAAUCCUUCAGAAGGAUGCCGCUAGCUGUAUGACAGUCCACGACAAGUUCUUGGCACUGGGCACACAUUAUGGCAAGGUUUAUUUACUGGAUGUCCAGGGGAACAUCACUCAGAAGUUUGACAUAAGUCCUGUGAAGAUAAAUCAGAUUAGCCUGGAUGAAAGUGGCGAACACAUGGGCGUGUGUUCAGAGGAUGGCAAGGUGCAGGUGUUUGGACUAUAUUCUGGAGAAGAAUUUCAUGAGACUUUUGACUGUCCCAUUAAAAUCAUUGCCGUGCAUCCGCAUUUCGUGAGAUCCAGCUGCAAGCAGUUUGUGACCGGAGGGAAGAAGUUGCUGCUGUUUGAGCGGUCUUGGAUGAGCAGGUGGAAGUCUUCAGUUCUGCACGAAGGAGAAGGGAACAUAAGGAGUGUGAAGUGGAGGGGCCAUCUGAUUGCCUGGGCCAAUAAUAUGGGUGUGAAGAUUUUUGACAUCACCUCAAAGCAAAGAAUCACCAAUGUGCCCCGGGAUGAUAUAAGUCUUCGCCCCGAUAUGUACCCCUGUAGCCUCUGCUGGAAGGACAAUGUGACACUGAUCAUUGGCUGGGGCACCUCUGUCAAGAUAUGCUCGGUGAAGGAACGGCAUGCCAGUGAAAUGAGGGACUUGCCGAGCCGAUACGUUGAAAUAGUGUCUCAGUUUGAAACUGAAUUCUACGUCAGUGGACUGGCACCUCUCUGUGAUCAGCUUGUUGUACUUUCCUAUGUAAAGGAGGUUUCCGAAAAAACGGAAAGAGAAUACUGCGCCAGGCCCAGACUGGAUAUCAUCCAGCCGCUUUCUGAGACUUGUGAAGAGAUCUCGUCUGAUGCUCUGACUGUGAGGGGCUUUCAGGAAAAUGAAUGUAGAGAUUAUCACUUAGAAUACUCGGAAGGGGAGUCACUCUUUUACAUUGUGAGUCCAAGAGAUGUUGUCGUAGCCAAGGAACGAGACCAAGAUGACCACAUCGACUGGCUCCUUGAAAAGAAGAAAUAUGAAGAAGCUCUGAUGGCAGCUGAAAUUAGCCAAAAGAACAUUAAAAGACAUAAGAUUCUGGACAUCGGCUUGGCAUAUAUAAACCACCUGGUGGAGAAAGGAGAGUACGACAUAGCGGCACGCAAAUGCCAGAAAAUUCUUGGGAAAAAUGCAGCACUCUGGGAAUAUGAAGUUUAUAAAUUUAAAGAAAUUGGACAGCUUAAGGCUAUUAGUCCUUAUUUGCCAAGAGGGGAUCCAGUUCUGAAACCACUCAUCUAUGAAAUGAUCUUGCAUGAAUUUUUGGAAAGUGAUUAUGAGGGUUUUGCCACACUGAUCCGAGAAUGGCCGGGAGAUCUGUACAACAAUUCAGUAAUAGUUCAAGCAGUUCGGGAUCAUCUGAAGAAAGACAGUCAGAACAGAACGUUACUUAAAACCCUGGCAGAAUUGUACACCUAUGACAAAAACUAUGGCAAUGCUCUGGAAAUAUACUUAACGUUAAGACAUAAGGAUGUUUUCCAGUUGAUCCACAAGCAUAAUCUUUUCAGUUCUAUCAAGGAUAAAAUUGUUUUAUUAAUGGAUUUUGAUUCCGAGAAAGCUGUUGACAUGCUUCUGGACAACGAAGAUAAAAUUUCGAUUAAAAAGGUAGUGGAAGAAUUAGAAGACAGACCAGAGUUGCAGCACGUGUAUCUGCAUAAGCUUUUCAAAAGAGACCAUCAUAAGGGGCAGCGCUACCACGAGAAGCAGAUCAGCCUUUAUGCUGAAUUCGACCGACCCAACUUGCUUCCAUUUCUCCGAGACAGUAUCCACUGCCCCCUUGAAAAGGCUCUUGAGAUCUGUCAACAGAGAAACUUUGUAGAAGAGACAGUUUAUCUUCUGAGCCGAAUGGGUAAUAGCCGAAGUGCCCUGAAGAUGAUCAUGGAGGAAUUACAUGACGUUGAUAAAGCAAUUGAAUUUGCCAAGGAGCAGGAUGACGGUGAACUCUGGGAAGAUCUGAUUUUAUAUUCCAUCGACAAACCACCCUUUAUCACCGGCUUGUUAAACAAUAUCGGCACGCACGUUGACCCAAUUCUACUGAUUCACCGCAUUAAGGAAGGAAUGGAGAUUCCUAAUUUGAGAGACUCCUUGGUUAAAAUCCUGCAAGACUACAAUCUGCAAAUUCUGCUUCGCGAAGGCUGCAAGAAGAUUCUCGUAGCUGACUCUUUGUCCUUACUAAAGAAGAUGCACCGAACUCAAAUGAAAGGCAUUCUGGUUGAUGAGGAGAACAUCUGUGAGUCCUGUCUUUCCCCUGUUCUUCCAUCAGACGCAGCUAAGCCCUUCAGCGCGGUGGUCUUCCACUGCCGCCAUAUGUUCCACAAGGAGUGCCUGCCUAUGACCAGCAUGAACUCUCCUGUGCAGUUCUGUAACAUCUGCAGUGCUAAGCACCGGGGACCAGGAAGUGCCAUUUUGGAGAUGAAGAAAUAGCCGAGUUCUGUUGGUCAGCCUCUUCCUCGCCGCUCUCUGAAGACCAUUUUUGCAGCAACAGAAGCUUUUGUUGACACCAGUGCUGUUAAGAGAUUUGUACAGGUUUAUGUCAUGCUUAAGAAAAGCUUCUUCCUCUUCUCCCAUUUACUAGGUGUUUCUCUUUGCAGUUGAUAAAGUUAGGGUUUUCCCUGUCCAUGCCUUGAUGGGGGGUUCACAGUCACUAUUUCAUCAUUUAUUUGUUUGACUCAUUAUUCAGGAAUGGAAACCCUAAGUCUUGGAGUUGGAAGUGACUUUUUAGGUCCUAGUAAAACUGUCCGGCUGUACUGUGGCCUGCGGAGAGUUGUUCCCAGCUGGCCGAGUGCAUCAUCACGGUGGCCAUCCAGCAGCUCCUUGGACCUUGUUUCCAUAUGCUCUGCCAGCAACAACUCUCAAAUUCUGGGUUUGGCUUUUUUUUAAUAUGUCAUCAGCUGUUAUCUUCUUAAUAGGCAUUGAAUGAUAUGUUAUGCCUGUUGUCACUGACUCACUCAGUGAUGUCUGGGAAUAACGAGAGCAGUGUGACGCUAUGCAGUUUUAUGUUGACUAACGACACGUUCUCUUUGUCCCGAUGACCAGCAGUGUCUGGCCCUGGCAGGCAUUCCGCGUUUGUUGAUUGAAUAAACAUUAGCUCUUCCCACUGUGAAA